CGACACAUCUUGGCCAUGGCAGAUCGCAGCGAGAGCCCGGACUCCGACGGGGAUUCGGUAUCGAGACACGGCUCUGACCAACCACCGGCUCGCAAGAGGCAGCGCGUGCGACUGAGCUGCUUGGAGUGCCGCCGCCGCAAGCUUUCGUGCGAUCGUGGCUUUCCAUGCGAGCGCUGCAUCAAGAGUGGCACCCCUGAUCGCUGCAGCUACGAAUCACGCAACGGAGAGGUGGUUAAUGCAUCGUCCGGCAUCCCCCCUUCCUUUGCGCAGCUGGACUCGCGGCGCUUCGGCAUUGGCGAUGCCGUCUCGGGCUUCUCACCCCGAGACUCUGAGCUGGCUCGCCAGGACCACGACCGCAUCCGCAGGCUGGAGCUGGAGAUUACGCAGCUCAAGAACCUUUUGACACGGCCUGGUGCAUCGUCUCUGGAUGGGAGCACCAUCGUGGGCACCAACUCGCCGUCGACGCAGAAGGAUGAGGCGCCAAACGAUGGCGAGGCUCGACCUCGAGCGGAAGAGCAGGAGAUCAUCGAGAAGAGCGGCAUGGCUGGUGAGAAUGGUGAAUUGCGCUUCUUUCGAGGCAAGGGGUUCCGGACACGCUAUUUCGGCCCCCAUAAUGCCAGCAUGGCGUUUGUCGAGCUGACGGGGCUGUGUCCCUUUAUGCGGGAGACGGCGGAUGAGUGGCUUCGUCCGGUGAUACUCCAUGAUCGCAAAGACCGCAAGCGCCGCCAAGAGGAGCGAGAUGCCAUUUUCGAGCAACAGGAUCUGGAGCUAGAGGCCCUUCUCCCCUCCAAGGAAGAGGCAGAUGCCCUCAUCACCGUCUAUCUGGAUCAGUUUGAGCAAAUCCACCGCAUUGUCCAUGUGCCCACUUUCCGGAAGGAGUAUGCCGAAUUCUGGAACCCCGGAACCCAACAGAGGUAUUCGGCAUUCACAGCAUUGGUCCUGUCAAUGAUGGCCGUGGCCAGUUGUGUGCAUACGCACGAGGCGCUCAAGUUCAUUGGCAUGAUGUCGAAUGCGCAGCAUUUAGCUGAGAAGUGGAUCAAGGCGUGUGAUAAGUGGUCCGACAAGCAAAGCCAGAAGCACCGACGACUUAUUCACUAUCAGAUAGCUUGCUUGCUCUACCUUGGCAAGCGGGUCAACACCAUCAAGAAGAAGCGAUUCUGGACAAGCUCAGGGCAGCUGAUCCGCGAUGGCAUUGCCGUCGGGCUGCAUCGUGAGCCAAGCCACAUGGGCGGCAAGAUCACAGUGUAUAACCAGGAGAUGCGACGGAGGAUAUGGGCGACGGUGCAAGAGUUUGAUAUGCAAGCCUCGUUUGACCAUGGCCUGCCGACGCUGGUGAGCCAGCUUCACUUCGACACAAACCCUCCGCGGAAUCUGGACGAUGAAGACUUUGACGAGAACACGACGGCAUUGCCGCCUUCCAAGCCAGCCAAGGAUUAUACAUUUUCAUCUUUCCAAAACCUGGCACGACAGAGUUUGCCCCUUCGCCUUGAGCUCAGCCGACUUCUUACCGGGCCACUGUCCGAGAUAGACUACGACCAGGUCAUUCGCUAUACAAAUGACUUGACCCAUGAGAUCGAUGCUCUCCCUUCUUGGGACAUGAAUCUUGAGAAUAACAAUGGCUCCAAAAAGAACCCACUCAUUGCUUAUACUUUGCUGCACGUCCAGCUGAGGCAGUACAUUAUCCCUCUACAUCAACCCUACCUCAAGCUGCGCAAGCAAAACUCAAAGUACCAAUAUUCCGAAAUAAUCUACUACAACGCCGCGAGAGACAUUGUUCUCCUCCACGACAAGUUAUACGAGCAGGGCGUCCGAGCGCUCAACUUCUUGCGAGAGGAUGCCCUCACCACGUGCAUCAACCUCUGCAGCGUCACGAUGCUGCAGCCCCGCGGGUCGACCAACAUGAUCAUGAUCAACUCGCACCACACCGUCAAGCUGAUUGAGAAAUGCAUCGCCAUGAAGGAGGACCGCCUGCUGCGUUGUGGUAAUAACGAGCCGUGGGGGUACUCCAUCAUGUGUGCUGCCUUGGGUCUUCUCGAGGCGCAUCUGGGCACGAAGACGACUGAGGUGGCGAAAUCCACUUCGGCGGAGAGAUUUGUAAACCUCCAUUACAAACUUCUC
Trichoderma atroviride IMI 206040 is the source of this 2118-nucleotide messenger RNA. RefSeq lists its product as uncharacterized. Gene Ontology annotation, cellular component: nucleus. The record is from RefSeq and is a predicted model, not a curated record. Gene Ontology annotation, biological process: DNA-templated transcription; regulation of transcription by RNA polymerase II. Gene Ontology annotation, molecular function: zinc ion binding; DNA-binding transcription activator activity, RNA polymerase II-specific; RNA polymerase II cis-regulatory region sequence-specific DNA binding. Lineage: Eukaryota; Fungi; Ascomycota; Sordariomycetes; Hypocreales; Hypocreaceae.